AUGGCGGCGUUUGCAGAGAAGCAGAGGCAGCAGAAGCAGAAGCAGCUGUUUAGAGGUGGAGAAAUGGCUGGCUUGUUCUCGUUAGGAAGAGGUAGUAGUAGCAGUAAUAACCAAGAAGACCAACAAAGCAACAACAACAACAAUCCACCAACCGAAAUUCCACAAGAAAGCUGGUUUUGGUACAAAAAUGAAGACAUUCCUUACAAGGGUUUUGAGCCAUGGCACCAGCAGCAACACCACCACCAAGAACUUCUUCACCAAAGACACCAAAAUCCACAGCAAGAUCUCUACUCAUCAGCUGUUGGGUUAGGUGUAGGACCCAGUAGAACUUCAAUCAACAUCUCUGAUGAAUCCUCAUCAAGAUCAGCAGCAGCAGCAGCAGCUUUCAUGAUGAUGAGGUCUAGUGGUUCUGGAACAGGAGGAGCUGGUACCAUAAGUUGCCAAGAUUGUGGCAACCAAGCAAAGAAAGAUUGUAUACACAUGAGGUGUAGGACUUGUUGUAAGAGUAGAGGAUUUGAGUGUCAAACCCAUGUGAAAAGCACUUGGGUUCCUGCCUCUAAACGCCGUGAAAGACAGCAACAAUUAACUGCUUUGCAGCAGCAGCAGCAGCAGCAACAGCAACAACUGCAAAUUCGUGGAGAGAAUUCUAAAAGACUCAGAGAAAAUCCAAGCUCUUCUCUUGCUUGCACUCGCUUAGCCAAUAAUAUGUCAGGGUUAGAACUUGGGAAUUUCCCAGCAGAAGUGAGCUCUUCUGCAUUAUUUCGCUGUGUAAGAGUGAGUGGCAUUGAUGAAAGUGAGGAGAUGUUAGCUUAUCAAGCUGCUGUUAACAUUGGAGGGCAUGUUUUCAAAGGAAUUCUUUAUGAUCAUGGCCCUGACAGCAACUACAUGGCACCUGGCGAGACAUCUUCUGGUGGUGGUGGUGGAGUACAGCCACUUAAUUUAAUCACAGCUGGCACAGCCACAACAUCUGCCACAAUUUCAGCCGCUGGUGGUGGUGGUGUGACUGUGGCUUCUACUACAGCUGCAUUUCUUGAUCCUUCCUCUUUAUAUCCAGCUCCACUAAACACUUUCAUGGCUGGUACGCAAUUCUUUCCGAAUUCAAGAUCAUGA
Molecule: messenger RNA, 1110 nt
Organism: Dovyalis caffra
Lineage: Eukaryota; Viridiplantae; Streptophyta; Magnoliopsida; Malpighiales; Salicaceae
Source: the annotation of a GenBank genome assembly